This is a messenger RNA of Chenopodium quinoa (quinoa), 898 nucleotides long. Its product is annotated as 50S ribosomal protein HLP, mitochondrial-like. Lineage: Eukaryota; Viridiplantae; Streptophyta; Magnoliopsida; Caryophyllales; Amaranthaceae. The record is from RefSeq and is a predicted model, not a curated record. The transcript has 4 exons. The coding region runs from base 148 to 660 and encodes 170 amino acids. Gene Ontology annotation, cellular component: mitochondrial large ribosomal subunit; ribosome. Gene Ontology annotation, biological process: translation. Gene Ontology annotation, molecular function: large ribosomal subunit rRNA binding; structural constituent of ribosome.
AAAUUUAAAAUAAAAAAUAAAAAAUAAAAAAAUCAGCCCUUUUCUCUCCUUCUAUUUUGUGUCUCUAUAAACUGAGCGACCGUCUUCUGCAGUGAGUUUUAGCUCCAUUGACAUCUUGCCAUUGUUUUCAGGCAUUUCAAAGUAAAGAUGUCAUCUUCUCUGGCUUCGAAGUUAUCUCGUGGGGGCCGAUCAUUGCUAGGUGGUCUAACCAAUGGUAGUGGCUCUAGUUUACUGAUAUCUACGUGUGAGACCACAGGCAACCACCCCCAUCCCCAGGUGUUGCAGCAGCUAAGGACUUUCAUUCAGAUGAGGACAAAGCUUACAGUUGUUGAUAACUCUGGAGCUAAACAGGUAAUGUGUAUACAAGCUCUAAAGGGAAGGAAAGGAGCAAGAUUGGGAGAUACUAUAGUAGCUUCAGUGAAAGAAGCUCGUCCUGGGGGGAAGGUAAAGAAAGGAGAUGUUGUACGGGCUGUUGUUGUGAGAGCUGCCAUGCAGCGAGGUCGCUGUGAUGGAAGUGAGGUCAAAUUCGAUGACAAUGCUGUGGUGAUUCUUAACAAGCAAGGUGAGCCUGUAGGGACCCGAGUGUUUGGCCCAGUCCCACAUGAGCUAAGGAAGAAAAAGCAUCUCAAGAUUCUUACAAUGGCCCAACAUCUUGCAUGAUCAAAUUGUGACCAUAAGUUUUAUUUUUUAUCUCGUCGUUUUUAUGGCGAAUGUUCACUCUUUUGUAAGAUAACUGUAAGGUAGAUUGAAGAAUUUCUUAGUUUUAUUUGAUUGUCAACUUAUCAUAAAAGUAUCAUAAACUUGAAAUGUGAUGGCUACAGAAACAAUUUUUGCCCUGAAGCUGUUGAUGCUUUUUCUAAUUCUCAUUGAUUAGUCUGGUGUUGACUGUUUAGGUUUC